AUGGCCGGAUCACCUGUAGGCCAUGGUGGAUUAUUACAACCUGGUCAGUCUAUGACCCCACCCCCUUCUCUUUCUGGAUCCUCCUCGAAUCUCACAUUAGGUAGGUUCUUGACAUUUAGUUUUGGUGCCGCACGUCCGUAUUCUGCUGCUCCAGGAGCGGAAGCUAAAUAUAGAGCUGGUCUGAUGUCUCCAGCUAAUGGUCUGUUUGGUAAUACAUCUUUAUUUCAGAAUAGAAACAUGGCGUCUAGAAGUUUAUCUAAAGAAGUGACUGGAAGAAGUCGUCUAUUAGAAGAUUUUCGUAACAAUCGUAUCCCCAAUUUACAGUUAAAAGACUUAGUGAAUCAUGUGGUAGAAUUUUCACAGGACCAACACGGCUCAAGAUUUAUACAACAGAAACUAGAAAGAGCAUCAACUCAAGAAAAAGCUAUGGUAUUUACAGAGAUAUUAACAGCUGCCUAUAGUUUAAUGACUGAUGUAUUUGGAAACUAUGUCAUACAGAAAUUCUUUGAGUUUGGAUCAGCUGAUCAGAAGAAUACAUUAGCUCAGAGAGUCAGAGGUCAUGUAUUACCGUUAGCGUUACAGAUGUAUGGUUGUAGAGUGAUACAGAAAGCUCUAGAGUCUAUACCAUCAGACAUGCAGGUAGAGAUUUUAAAAGAAUUAGAUGGUCAUGUAUUGAAAUGUGUGAAAGAUCAAAAUGGAAACCAUGUUGUACAGAAAUGUAUCGAGUGUGUUGAACCUAAACAUCUUCAGUUUAUAAUUGAUGCUUUUAAAGGACAGGUCUAUACACUGUCAACUCAUCCCUAUGGUUGUCGUGUCAUACAGAGAAUAUUAGAACAUUGUAUAGCUGAACAAACCACACCUAUAUUAGAUGAACUUCAUGAUCAGGUUGAGAGAUUAGUACAAGAUCAAUAUGGUAAUUAUGUAAUACAACACGUAUUAGAACAUGGCCGACCAGAAGAUAAAUCACGUAUAGUUAGUAUGAUUAGAGGCAAAGUUCUUCUUCUCAGUCAACAUAAAUUUGCCAGUAAUGUGGUAGAGAAAUGUGUUUCUCAUUCAUCACGAGCUGAAAAAGCAUUAUUAAUAGAUGAAGUUUGUAAUUUAAAUGAUGGACAUCACAGUUCUUUAUAUACAAUGAUGAAAGAUCAAUUUGCUAAUUAUGUUGUACAGAAGAUGAUAGACGUAGCCGAACCUCCGCAACGUAAAAUUCUCAUGCACAAGAUACGCCCACAUAUAGCUACAUUACGUAAAUAUACAUAUGGUAAACACAUUCUAGCUAAAUUAGAGAAAUUCUUUCUGAAAAAUAAUCCUGAUUUAGGUCCUAUUGGAAUGCCUACCAAUGGUGGGUUAGCGUAA
Lottia gigantea (owl limpet) is the source of this 1353-nucleotide messenger RNA. RefSeq lists its product as hypothetical. Bases 1 to 1353 code for a protein of 450 amino acids. Lineage: Eukaryota; Metazoa; Mollusca; Gastropoda; Lottiidae. The transcript has 9 exons. The record is from RefSeq and is a predicted model, not a curated record. Gene Ontology annotation, biological process: post-transcriptional regulation of gene expression. Gene Ontology annotation, molecular function: mRNA 3'-UTR binding. Gene Ontology annotation, cellular component: cytoplasm.